GGGAUCAUAUGGUCUCUCACAUUUAAAUAAAUAUAAAAUAAUGUAGUUUAUAAACUUGUAUUGUAUGAGAGACUAAUUCUCCGCAAAUCAUUUUCCUAGUGGCUUAAUUAUUUUAAUUUUCUUGAAACUCUACAGAAUUCUUCUUUACUGAUGCUCUUUCAUAUUAAGUGUCGUUUUAGACUUGUGUACACGGAUUAAGAAAACAACUAAUUUUGCAUGUUUUCUAUAUAAAAACAUAAUUAUCUAUACACCUAACCAUAUUUCAAUCAAUAAAAAAACAAAUAACAGAAUAAAAUUAAUAAAUUUUGCAUUGAAAACCGAAAACGACACUUAUUUUGUAAAAAAAAAUUCUCUAAAACGACACUUAAUAUGAAACGGAAGGAGUAUAAGAAAAUAUAUUGCCAUGAAUUACAAACCAUCAAAUUACCAACACCUAAAGCAAUGUAUCACAAAUCACAUGAUGAAAUAUAUGAUGGACAAUGUUAUGUAAUUUAUAUCAUAACUUGCAUAUGUCUGCCAACUAUAUUAGCUGCGUCUUCUCUGUAUUGUUAUGUCACAUAUGUGAUGACUUAAUGAUUCAUAUAACUUAUGUGAUGACUUAUAGUUCAUAUAACUUGUACUUAUUUUCCAUAUAUAUUAUUGUCUUUUUUUCUGCUACUUUUUUCCAUUCUUCCGUUAUUCCACUAACUACCUAAUCGAAUAUCAUGCUAAAUUGAAAUGAAUAUCACGUAUAGGCACAUAGUGUUAUAACAGACACACACACACAGUGACACACACAAGACCCAACUACACAUCAAGUUACUAUCAUGAAUUUCUUGUUUCCCUUAAGUCUUUUUUACAUGCAUUUCAGCAACUUGCACUCUUCACUCUAUAUAUAUACACGUUACGCAUUGUGAAAACACAAUACUUUUGUUUCCCAUAAACAUACCAAAUUUUUUAUUUAUUUGUAAAUAUGAUUGUGACAAUAGUCUCAUACACCCAAGAAUUCACCAUGGAAAUCAACGAACAAGAACCUGUGUUGGACAUUAAGAAACGUUUAGAACAAUUCCUUCAGAUCCCAACAUCAUCUUUAACACUCUUUGUCUCUUGUUGGGAGCUCCUUGACGGUCUCGACAUCGAUGAUUACCCAAUCAUCUCACACGGCACCAGAAUCGACCUCACCGUCACUCCCCUUUUCACCUCACCUUCUUUUACCAACCCCGCCGUUAAAAAAAUCCACGUCACCGUCAAGUUCCCAUCAAAACAGUUCUCCAUCGAAGUAGACAAAACCGAAACGGUAAGUAGCUUGAAGGACAAGAUUUACAUCGUGGAGAAUACACCGAUAAAGCGAAUGCAGUUAUACUUCUCCGGAAUCGAGCUAGCUGAUGAUUUUCGAAACCUAAACGAAUACGGAAUCGGAGAGUUCUCGGAGAUUGUCGUGUUUCUCAAGUCAAUCAAUCGAGCCAAAGACGUUGCCCCGGUGAAGAAACUAUGUUUCUUGGUGCAGACGUCAUCGAGUUUAUUCAACGGCGCAAGUAUCCCCGUGGAGAUUAAGGACUCGUGUACCAUCUCAGAGAUGAGAGAAGGAUUACAAGCUAACAAGACUUUGCCAAGAGACGAGUAUAUAUUCGUACACAAGCAACGGAUUAUGCGAGAGAAUUGUAGUCUUCGGUGGCAUGGUGUUGAAAAUGGCGACACUCUUUUUGUGUUUAAAGGAUCUAUUAGUCGUGGAAGUUACUGAGAUUUCCAUAAUUAAGAUUCAUAUUCGAGUUUCUUUGAUAAAAAAAUCUCCCUCAAGAAUGACAUUAUGCAAUUUUCAUAUAUUGACACAGACGUUACAAUUUUUUUUUACUUUUAAUUUUUUUUAUAAAAUUUUAAAUUUUAAUUUGAAAAAAAUAAUUUCUUUUUGUUAUUAUUUUAUUCGUUGGGAAACAAAAUACACCGAUUAUACUACAUAUCCUGGUUACACACAACUGUAUCAUUACAUUUCAAAAGUUAGGCAAACACAUAAUCUUUAAAAAAUAUAUAUAUAACUCAUAAUUGUAUAAAUGAUAGUACGACUAAUUAACAGGACUACAUAUCUGGACAUAAUCGAAUAAAUAUAUUCAAAAGAGACCUUAUAAAUAUUAUUUUUUAACUGAAUGUGCGACUAAAGGACUCUUCAAAAUGAUAUACUAUUGAUUACCUAGGUUUCGGAACAAGUCUUCGGGUAUUUUCAAAGCUGUAAGCGUGUAACUAAAACGAUACAAGUUACAAUCCAGUUUGGGCAACGUUAGAGCAUCCACGAUGGUGGAUUAGAUGAAAGAGUCCUUAGGAUUAGUUUAAUAUUUUUUUUUUUUGAAUUGUUAAGGACUCUAAUCAAAAUAGUGUGUCCAAUGGUGUUCCCCAAUUAGGAGUUCUUAGAAAUAAAAAAUAUUUUUUUUUAAAAGUGAAAUUAAAAUUUUAUUUAUUGCAUGAAUAAAAAUAAAAAUACAAUAAUUAAACUUAAAGAUAUUCUUAAUUAUUAAUUCUCACCACCAAAUUUAUUUCAAAUAUGCUCAAUUAAAUCUUUUUUCAAUUGUUCAUGUAUACGCCUAUCCCGAAGAUCUUUCUGAUUCUGAUUGACAAACAUGUUAUUGAGAUUUGUAGGCCUGUCGGUUUCGGUUUCCACCUGUGAACUUCUGGUGACGCUUCCUUCUUCCAAUUCCGAUAUGUCGAUACGAGUGUAUCCAUUGUGUUCAUUUUCGACUAUCAUAUUAUGUAUUAUGAUACAUGCUCGCAUAAUCUUCCCUGUCUUUUCUUUGUCCCAAGUAAGAGCCGGGUUUUUGACAAUCGCAAAUCAAGCUUGCAAUACUCCAAAAGUCCGCUCCACAUAUUUUCGGGCUGCUUCUUGAGUUUUAGCAAAUAACUCUGCUUUAGGACCUUAAGUAAGUGAGAUAGAUUGGAUAAAUGUUGACCAUUUUGGAUAUAUACCGUCUGUGAGGUAGUAAGCGAACUUAUACUUGUGUCCGUUGACCACGUAUUCUAACCUUGGUGCUCGACCUUCUGUAAUGUCCUCAAAAAUAGGAGACCGAUCAAGGACAUUAAUAUCGUUUAACGUACCUGGAGGACCAAAAAAAGCGUGUCAUAUCCAAAGAUCUUGUGAAGCUACAGCCUCUAAAACAAUUGUCGGUUUUCUUGAUCCACGUGUGUACUGUCCUUUCCAAGAGGUUGGGCAAUUUUUUCACUCCCAAUGCAUACAGUCAAUGCUCCCAACCAUCCCAGGAAACCCGCGUUUCUCUCCAAUAUCGAGUAGUCGUUGAAGAUCUUCUGGCGUAGGUCUUCGUAGAUACUCAUUUCCAAAUAACAGUAUUAUUCUGUCAGUGAAAUUAUGUAAACACGAAAGUGCCGUGCUCUCACCAAGUCGGAGAUAUUCGUCCACCGCGUCAGCCGCAGAACCAUAAGCAAGCAUACGAAUUGCUGCCGUACAUUUUUGUAGUGGAGAAAGACCAGACCUCCCGGUAGCAUCUCUUCUUUGUUGAAAGAAUGGAACGUUCACUGAGAGGCUAUGGACAAUAUGCAAGAAUAAUUUCUUUUUCAUACGGAAACGGCGUCUGAAUAAAUGUGGUUCAAAUGCGGGAUUGUCGCUGAAGUAGUCAUUCCAUAGACGGUUGUGUCCUGCUUCACGGUUUCGUUCUAUAUAAGUACGUUUCCGUUGCUUAUUGGUUUGGGCCUCAAUGUUGUUGAAAGUAUCUUCGCAGAUUUCGUCAAAAAUUUCGUCCAAUCUUUCUUCCAAAUCAUUGGAUGAAGAUGAUGACAUCCUGGUUUAGAAACAUAUGUAUAAGUUUUUUUUUAUCUCAAUACACAUGUAUAAGUUAUUCUGUUUUUUUAUGUAUAAUGUAUAAGUUAAUUUUUUAAACCUUAAUACACAUGCAUAAAUUAUUCUUUUUUUUUAUGAAUAAUGUAUAAGUUAAUUUUUUAAACCUUAAUACACAUGCAUAAAUUAUUCUUUUUUUUAUGAAUAAUGUAUAAGUUAAUUUUUUAAACCUAAAUACACAUGCAUAAAUUAUUCUUUUUUUUUUGAAGAAUGUAUAAGUUUAUUUUCUUUAAUCUCGCAACACAUGUAUAAAUAUUAUAUAAUGUAUAAGUUAAUUUUCUUUAAUCUCGCAACACAUGUAUAAAUAUUGUAUAAUGUAUAAAUUGAAUUGAGAUUAAAAAGAGAAAGAACUUGAGAAACACAACAACAUAAGAUAGACAAAGUGAUAGUUGCAUAAGUUAAUUUUGUUUAUCUAUAUGCAUACGACUUGUGAUAGUUGAAUUACCUAAACAGAAGAGGAGAACUUGAGAUAGACAAAGUGAUAGUUGAGAAAGAGAAGAACCACGUUUGAUGAAGAACACAAAGUUUGAUAGACAAAGUGAUAGUUGAUAGUUGAGAAUAUUACAACCUCUCCGAGAAACAGAGGAGGAAACAAGAGGAAACAAGUCUGAUGAAGGAGCUACAAACACUACAACUACUUAUAGUACAUAAGCUAAACCCGUGACAGUCUUCACAUGCGGCAAAGACCAAAACCCGUGACUUGGUUAGUCAACAACUCCAUAAGCAUCUGUGACUUGGUUAGUACAACUACUGCUGCACCUGCAAGAAAGAUGAAACAAAGACCCGUGACUUGGUUAGUACAACUCAACAUCGCAAUACAAACAAGAUAGCUAACUACAAACAAGAUAGCUAACUACGGAACAUCUCAAUUCCAAAGAGACCACUAACUACGCAACAUCUCAAUUCCAAAGAGACCUAACUACGCAAAUAUGCCAAAUCCAAAUAGACCACUAACUACGCAAAUAUGCCAAUACCUAAACUCAUAUCAUCUCAGACAUAAGUUUGAGUUUAAGAGAUGUUUCAAUCUCAGUGAGUGGCUCUUUUUUGGCCAGUAGACGUUCAAGCAGUUUCUGUUUAGAGACUGUUUUUUUGACUUCCAUGAUGGCGUGUAUCGCUGCCAAUGACUCCUCUUUACCAUUCUUUUUCUUCUUCAUAGCAGCUUUAGCAGCCUUAACCCCCAUAGGUCUACCCUGUGGUUCUCCCACUUCAUCUGCUGUAUCAACCUCCAAGACUUUGCGCUUUUCUUUCCCACCGUCCUUAGCCACAUAGGUGGACGACCAUUUCUGGUCAUGCCUCAGCUCCCUCCAGGCAUGUUCCAUGCUAAACUUGACCGAGUAAUGAUUGUAGAAAAGGUCCAGUGCAGCUUUCAUCACAUCAUCAUCAUUUUGUCCACUUCUCUGCUCCCUCAAAGCCGCGUCGUAGCAUCCUACGAACUUGCACACUUGCUCGUUAAUCCUAGCCCACCUCUGCUUGCACUGACCAAGCUCUCUAGGUGUUGUUCCCACCAGGUGAGGGCUUGCAUUGUAGUACUCGACGAUCCUCUUCCAGAACGCACCGGCUUUCUGCUCAUUGCUCACCACCGCAUCCUUACUGGUGUUAAGCCAAGCACCAAUAAGGAUCUUGUCCUCUUUCAGAGACCACUUCCUCCUCUCCUUGACGGCGGAUUCUACAACAGAUUCUUCAGGACCUUGGCUACCGAACCAAAAUGGUUCGGGUGAUUCAAGGUCAAUAGAACUUUGACUGUUCAAAAGGUUAACAUAACUACUUGUGUUCUCCAUGGAUAGAGAAUGGUCAGUGUCGCUCUAUUAGCAACACAGAGGGUUAAGUAAAGGAGCUUUAACUACCAAACAUUCAAAGGCAAUUAAAUCAGAGUAGAUGAGAAGGUAGAAAGCACACAAAUAGCAUUUAACACCUAUCAAAUCAGACUAACACCGUAUUCUACAUAGCUAAAACAUUUAAAACUAUCAAAUCUAAGGGGUUAGGAAGGUAGAAAGCAACAACUAGCAUUUAACACAAAUUUAGCUAUUUUUAAAUUUAAAUACGCUAUAGAGUUACCAAACAACACAAUCGGUUUCUAAGAAAAGAGAGUACGCACCUUUAUACAUACACUCUGAAGGUCAGAGACGGUCCUUGUAAUCCUUUCAAGCUCUGCCUGAAAAAAUAACAUAUGAAACAGUCAAACGUUUUUAACUCUAACAUAAGAUUCAGUGAAAAACUCAAGAGAGAAACUAACCAUGAAGAUACAUGACCGCCAAACCUAUUAGAACUAACCCAUAGACCAUUACGUAAACUUCCAAUGCGAAGCCAUGUAUAACCUCUACUUCCUUCUUAGAUAACUCCCCAACGGUCCUCUCUAGCUUAUCCAGCUUCGACGCAUUCACAUGACCUUCAUCCUUAAGCUCUGUAAGCUGUCUCUGAAAGUCACUCAUCUCUGAUGUUGCGACAACAAGAUCACCACCACCACCACAGCAAGGCAUCGGGAUUCCAUCAUCAGCUACUCUCGGCUCCGGAGGUGAGUACUUAAACGGCUCUGCCGCAUUGUAGCUACUCUCACCUUCAUCCGCGUACAUUGCAGCUUCUGCUUCAAGCAGGGAAGUUAUGUCGAAAUCGUCAGAUGAAGAUGGCUGGCUGUACGAAUAAUCUUGUCCCAUGCUUGGUUAACCUGAACAAAACGAGAACAAAACGAGAACAAAUGAGAACAAAACAUCAACGAGAACAAACGAUCGAGUUACCAAAGAUUAAGAAGAAACCACAAGCUCCCCAAAUCGUUUCAGUCGAUUGUAACUCGGUUCUAUAAACCCUAACUACACACGAAAAGAUCCCCAAAUCAAUUCGAAACCCAAAACUUUUGAUACCCUAACUUCAUCCGAAAAAUCCCCAAAUCGAUUGAAAACACAAAUGUUUUGAAACCCUAACCGAGAACCCAACCCUAAAUCGAGAGAAAAAUAACAUCGAACCGAAUCUAAAUCCCAAAAACUCGAAGAGAGGGCUUCGAUUUACCUUCGUUCUGAAACCGAUCGAAUCGCCUGGAGGAGAGAGCUCUAUUUUUUCUUGCGCGUCUUCCGUCGAAAAUGUUUUUUUUUUUUGACAAAACCAAACACAAAAACUCGAGCAACGAAUCACACCACGCCACGUCUCUAAGGAUCAACCACGAUAAAUCCUUAUUUACGUAUUGAUCCUUAGCUUAUUUACCCUAAAUAAUAUUAUUCUACUCUAAUUCCUCUAGGUUUCACCGCUAAGGACUUGCAACGUUUUCCCGUUGCAGAUGCUCUUACAACGUACGCUAAAACGAUUAGGCUACAUGUCAUAGUCAUAGUCAAACACAAUAUUAUCACUAAUAUUAUCACUACGUUUCAAAAAUUAAGGCAAAUAUAUAAUCUUUUAUUUUUCAUCAAGGCAAGUAUAUUCAAAAACAGUAAACUAUUAACAGAUAUGCAAUGCAUUAGUUAUUUAAUCUUUUCUUAAUCAAAUAAUGUUGUUGGAGAAUAACUAGUUCCCAUAACAAAUCUUAAUCAACUCCUGAACAUUCGGUUAUUCCGUUAGCCGGAAAUGGCUAGCCAAGUAGAGUUGUGAAGGUUCCUCUCUCACAAAGAAGCUUUUGAUCUGUUUAGUACAGAGAAGAGGAAGAGGAAGAGAAAGAGGAAGAAGAAAGGAAAAAUAACUAAACAGAUCAUAAUGAUUCAUUUUAAGUUGUUUACAUGUGGAAUAUGACAACAUGUCACAAAAGGAAUAGUUAAAAAAAUAAAUUCAUGAAACUCUAUCCAUUUUACUUUCUCCUUAUCCACCUUCUCUUGCUUUCUCCUUUCCAUUUUCAACAUCAUCCAUUGUUUCUUCUCCAUUCAUCUUCUCUUCUAAUUUAACAUCUUUAUUUUGUUCUUCAUUCUUCACCGCUUUAUCUUCUGUUUUCACCUUCACCUUCACCUCUUCUUCUUCGUUUGUUUCCGACAAAAUCACCUUCAUAGAAGUAUCAUUUCCUCUUCCUUGGGAUCUGUUCUCACUCCUAAAUAUUUCAACUUCAUUUCAUCUUCAUCAUCUGUCACCAUUCUUCUCUCCUCUUCAUCGAGGAGCACAAGUAUCAAACGCUUCACCGAUAACUUCACCUUCGUCGCAAUCUUCUCCUUCAAUUUAUUCACUGGCCGCUGAUUCUAAUUACCUUGAUGUUGGAAAGGAGUUUUAUAUUGCUCUACAAGGCCCAUCGGAUAACAUGAUUCUGCUCAUAAUAAGUACAUCGGCUCGAGAAUCCACCCGGAGAGAUCGAUCCGAAGGCUGAUCGGCCCGUCAGCCGGCUCAGUUCAAAUCGGGCUUACUGGCUCGAUGAACCCCCCCCCCUCCUUUCUCGUGCUUGACUUUAAAGCCCAUCAAGCAUGGUCUAAAGGUUUGGGUUUUAGGGCGAACAAGACCUACAGCAAACGAGGGACAAAUUGAUCUAAGUUAUAAAAGAGGAAGGGGGAAGAAAGAGAAGGGAAUCCAAAAACAGACACUAAAACACUAAAUACAAAGUUUAGAAUUUUACUAUCAAUUUCUUUGUAUUGUCGUCGGUGCUUUCAACAAAGUUUCGACCUCGUUUCUUUUCUUUAAUCUCUUUAUAAUCACGUUUGUUAUCACAUACUGAUCAAUAAAACGUUUUUGAAGAACCCACAAUCGAGUUUAGUUUCCUUUCAUUUUGAAAGUGUAAGACUUAAUGAUUUACAUUGAUCACAUGAAUAAGUAUAUAUACAACGUAUCCGUAAUUGUCGAUCCUUAUCUUUACAGAAUAUACGUAUUCUCUAACAAUUGGAUGUUAUCAUGUCCUAACUAACACUCUCCCUCAGUGGAAGUGGAGCUGGUCGAACGCUGAGACUGGUGCAAAAGUUUGUGAACAGCUGUGAAGGGAGACCCUUGGUAAAUAUGUCUGCAUAUUGAAGAUGUGUCAGAACAUGAAGGACGCGAAUGUGACCCAUUGAGACUCUUUCGCGCACAAAAUGGAGAUCAAUCUCAAUAUGUUUUGUUCUCUGUUGCUGAACAGGAUUGGAAGAGAGAUAUACAGCAGAGAUGUUGUCGCAGUAGACAAGAGUAGCCUUCUUAAGGGGACAUACGAGUUCCAGAAGUAAGUUUCGAAUCCAUAUCGUCUAUGCAACUGCAUUAGCAACGCCCCGAUAUUCCGCCUCUGCGCUAGAGCGGGACACUGUGUCUUGGCGCUUGGAUGACCAAGAGAUCAAACUGUCACCAAGGAACACGCAAUAGCCGAAGGUGGAUCAUCUUGUUGAUGGACAACCCGCCUAAUCGGCGUCGGAAUAUGCAACACGAUCAGUGAUGGACGACUUGUUUAGCUGAAGAUCGUGUGAGAUGGUGCCCUUGAGAUAGUGCAUAAUGUCCUUCAGAGCUGUGAGGUAUGGUUCUCGUGGGUCAUGUUGGACGGCAAAAGCAAUUUCUGGUCGUGUGAGUGUAAGGUACUGCAGUGCACCAACUAGACUUCGAUAAAGCGAUGGAUCAGAGACUGGUGGACCUUCAUCGGCGGCAAGUUUGGGCUUGGUGUCGACUGGAGUAUUGCAUGGGUUGCAAUUGGUCAUUGAUGCAUGGUGUAGUAUGUCAGCAAUGUAGUUCUGUUGACUAAGAAACAUCCCUUUGGCAUUGUAUGUGACACCGAUGCCCAGAAAAUGAUGAAGUUGUCCAAGGUCGGUGAGGUCGAACGCAGAUGAGAGUCCAGAGACUAUUCGAUCAAGGAGAGUUGGUGUAGUUGCUGUAAGGAUAAAGUCAUCGACGUAAAGCAACAAAUACGCCGUGUCAGCGCCUUUGUUGAUAAUAAACAGAGAGGCAUCGCAUCUGCUUUGAACAAAUCCGAUCUGUUUGGCGCCUGUAGCGAACUUCGUGUACCAAGUUCUAGGGGCUUGUUUGAGGCCAGAUAGCGAUCGUCGGAGCAAGCACACAUGAUUUGGUUUAGAUUUGUCAACAAACCCGGGUGGUUGGUGCAUGUAGACUGUUUCUUCAAGGUCGCCGUGAAGAAAGGCGUUCUUGACGUCAAGUUAUCGAAGAGGCUAAUUGCGAGCGAGAGCCACAUGUAGAACAGAGCGAAUGGAUGCAGGUUUAACCACCGGAGUGAAGGUAUCCAAACAAUCGAUCCCUGGUCGUUGUGAUUUCCUAUUUCCGACUAGACGUGCCUUAUGGCACUUGUGUGUUCCAUAUGUAUUAAACUUAUGCUAAAACAACAACAUAGAACGUAUGAUGUUAACAUUAGAAGGUCGAGGUACCAUAACCCACGUACCGCGUUUAACAUGAGCAUCGUAUUCCUCGUGCAUUGCUCCAUUCCAGUAACGGUCCUUUGCAGCCUGUACAUGAGACAAAGGAAGACUAGAGACAAUUUUGGUAUGAAGAUAAAGAGGAACGUGAGGUUUAGAGAUCCCGGUUUUUCUCCGAAUGACCAUAGAGUGGGUGUUUUGGCUAGGUUGAGGAGCUGGCGGGGAAGGUGUAGUCGCCAGUGGAACAUUUGUAGGUGGAACACGUAUAGGUGGCACAGGAGAAGGAGAAGAAGGUAAGCUUUUAUGAGCUGGAACAGCAGAGAAAGGGAACACAUCUUUAACAAACGUGACAUGGCACGAGAUGACUAUCUUUCGAGUAGACAGCACCAAGCACCUAUACCCUCGAUGGUUCAAAGGAUAUCCUAAAAACAUGCAUGCCAUGGAUCGAGGUGCCAGUUUGUGAGGUGAUGUGGAAGCUGUAUCCGGAUAGCACAAAGAGCCAACACACGAAGGUGAGAGCAAGACACAUGGCGAUUAAAAAAUCAUGUAAAAGGUAUAUUAUUUUGAAUAGCAGAGGAGGGAAGAAGAUUAAGAGUGUAGACAGCCGUGUGGAGAGCUUCAACCCAAAAAGAAAUCGGCAUGCUAGCUUGAAUAAGAAGUGUGCGCACAAGAUUGUUGAUGGUACGAAGCAUGCGCUCUGCCCAUCCAUUUUGUUGGGAUGUAUGAGGGCAGGAGAAGCAAAUAUCCGUUCCAGUGGCUGCCAAGUGAUCGAGAAAAGCUCGACUUGUGUACUCGCCACCGUUAUCACACUGAAGUGCUUUGAUAGAGCAUUUGAAUUGUGUGCGCACAUAGGCUGAGAAGUGUAAGUAUUUGGCAAAUGUGUCACUUUUUCUGUGUAAUGGAUAGACCCAAGUGUAGUGAGUAUAAUGAUCUAAAAAUAGAAGAUAAUAUUUAAAACCAGAAGUACUAGACACAGGAAAUGUCCAAAUAUCGGAAUGAAUAAUCUGAAAUGGUGCAGAAACAAUUGUAGAAGAAGAGAGAAAAGGAAGACGAGUGUUUUUACCCACUUUGCACGCAUGACACAUGGUUGUCAAGUCGGCAAUAAUAUUUGAAAAACCCAAAAAAAACAAAGACCGGUUAAUAAAACUACCCAGGUAACCAAAACGCUGAUGCCAAAGAGAGACAACUGGGGUGAGAGCAAGAGGACGAGUUGAGGUGGACGAUGGUGUCACCGAGUAGAGAGUAUCAGGACUGUCACAUCGGAGCAGAGUCCUCUUAUUGAGGAGAUCCUUAACAGAAAAAACAAACAGGUCAAAUUCAACAGAACAUUUAUUCUCAGUAGCAAUUGGAGUACUGAAAUGAGAUUUUUAAUAAUUGAUGGGCAAACAAAAUUAUUGUUAAGAAAAAACUUUUUGAUAGUGGAAAGGAGAGUAGAAUGUCCCAUGUUUGCAACAGGAGCAAGAGAACCGUCACCUACAAGAACAGAACGAGUUAUGCCCUUGCUAAAAACAGACGAGAGUGUACCGUUAUCCGCCGUGAUGUGAUUAGUAGCGCCGCUGUCCAUGUACCAAGGAGACGCUGAAGGAGCCUGGAUGCUCAUUGUGUUGAAUGCUGAAGCAAGCGCUUGUGGAAGCAUCGUGUAAGCUGGAGUCGCAACAGUUUGAGCAGCAUGCGCUUCAGGCGUUGGCUGUGAUGAUUACGAUAUAUUCCAAUAUCACAUUCUCAUUCACCUCCAAAUCGACAAAUGUCCCCGUUAUUAUCUCCACACUUACCUUCAUUGCUUUAUGUCUCUGUGCCAAAUCUUGUGAUUUUGAUUAUUAAGACAAAGAUUCAUUUCUUAUGUUUCUUAAUUUUUGUUUCACUUUUGUUAUUUAUCCACCCUACUCUCUUUUUUUCUCAAGAUUUUGUUUUGUAUGAAAAAACAUGAACUAACCAAACACAGAGCAUGCGAUUUUCAUUUAUAAUUCAAUAUCUAAUGUUGUUUGAUUUUAUAGUUUUUGUUAUAUUGUUUCAUUAAAGUUUAGUUGAGGAUAUUGUGCAACGAGAUUUUUAAUAUAUUUUGACUUAAGUAAGAUCUUUUGCACUUUCGUGCAUGAGUUGUCGAAGCUAAAGUAUAUAUUGCUGCUCUCAUUGUUCGUUCAUAGAUUUUUUUUUGGUGGUGCGAGAGUAACUUCGAGGAUGCAGACGAAAUAAUUUCACAGUUUCACUUUUGCACUUUCAUCAACAAUCCACGUCAUGUUAAGUUAUAUUAUAGUUUCUGGGUCAAACAAUACAUUUAGACAGUUACAAAGAAAACAUUUAUAUAAGAAACAAAAUUAAUAAAUACAAGAACUGUUACAUUUAUUUGAUAAAUAUAAAUAAGUUGAAAACUGAAACGUAAUACAAAUUAGACGUGUACAGGCAUGCAUGUUUAGCCCAUGGAUGCAUUAUACAACGAAGGAAAUUACAGGCUGUCAGUUUUCUUUAAAUGGUGGUAUUAAAAUAGCUUUAACAAUUGAAGGCUCUUUGCCUCUUUCUAAAAAAAA
Brassica rapa (field mustard) is the source of this 12554-nucleotide messenger RNA. RefSeq lists its product as uncharacterized. The record is from RefSeq and is a predicted model, not a curated record. Gene Ontology annotation, molecular function: polyubiquitin modification-dependent protein binding; ubiquitin binding; proteasome binding. Gene Ontology annotation, biological process: proteasome-mediated ubiquitin-dependent protein catabolic process. Gene Ontology annotation, cellular component: nucleoplasm; cytosol. NCBI's taxonomy places the organism in Eukaryota, Viridiplantae, Streptophyta, Magnoliopsida, Brassicales, Brassicaceae.